AUGGGCGCAUACGGAGGCCGUGGUCCUAUGGUCAAUGGGGUGCUGUGGGCCGAAGCUGUUAUCUUUGCCUUCUUUGUAUCGCUCAGGCUCUUCACUCGCAAGGUCAUCUUGAAUUCUGUUGGUGCUGAUGACUGGAUCUCAAUUAUUUGUCUGCUUGUUCACAUUCUAUAUACAAUCUUCGUGACAAUCGCAACUGGUUAUGGCCUUGGUCGACUGUAUGAGGACGUUGGCGAUGCGGCUACUUAUGUUAUUGCAGUCAAAUACGAAAUUUUCAGCCAAGUGGCCGGUCUCAUGGCCAUUGGUAUUGGAAAAUGGGCUGUGGGUACGUUCCUUCUUCGCAUUGUGCGCAACAAAUAUCAGAUUGCCAUGAUCUGGGCCUGUCUGGCGAUAGUCAGUAUAAUCACAGUCUUCGCUAGCGUGACGGUGGUGGUACAGUGUGUGCCGGUCGGAUACACUGUUGGGUCAAUAUUUGUCGCCGCUGAUUUCUCCUUCGCUAUCCUGCCUUGGUUUGUGGUCUGGGAUCUCAACAUGAAGCAGAAGGAAAAGAUCUUAGUUGCAUCUGGUCUGAGCUUGGGUAUUUUUGCUGGAGUAUGUGGAAUUGUCCGCACUGUAGCACUAACAGGCUUAAGCAUGAAUGAGUAUAUCUACGAUACCGUUCCGAUGCUCAUCUGGUCGGCAACCGAAAGCACCGCUACAAUCAUGUGCUCGACAAUUCCCGUCCUCCGUCCCCUUUAUGUGCGUAUCCGAUACAACAAGAAGGACGGCAAGAGUGAUCCUUCAUCCGAAAAUAAUGCCUACAAAAUUCCCCUUUACCCCGAGCGUUACGGGAAGAACGUGAUUGCUUGCUCAACCACAAAUGCCAGCGAUGAGGCAAUCAUCCGAGAUGAUACUGGAAUUACUGUUACAGAGCAUGUCUCGGUUCGACGGGACUCAUUCGGUGGAGUUUAA
Molecule: messenger RNA, 948 nt
Organism: Penicillium chermesinum
Lineage: Eukaryota; Fungi; Ascomycota; Eurotiomycetes; Eurotiales; Aspergillaceae
Exons: 7
Coding region: 1-948 (315 amino acids)
Source: RefSeq, a predicted model, not a curated record